This is a messenger RNA of Dermochelys coriacea (leatherback sea turtle), 788 nucleotides long. It is a transcript of the gene LSMEM2, whose product is annotated as leucine rich single-pass membrane protein 2. The record is from RefSeq and is a predicted model, not a curated record. The transcript is spliced from 4 exons. NCBI's taxonomy places the organism in Eukaryota, Metazoa, Chordata, Testudines, Dermochelyidae.
GCGUGGGCUCCUCUCUGGCCUAUUUUAAGCCCAAGCAGCUGGUGCUGUAGGCACCAAUGCUGGCUUCCCGGGCAGCAGCCAAGGGACGUGGGGCCCUCUUCCAGCGGCUCCCGCAGCAUGGCCACUGGCAGAGGCACAACGGCUGCAGCGGUUGCUGGCCCCACAGCGAUGCCCAGGGAGGCUGGAGAAGAAAUUGAGAUGAAGGCAGACACUUCCCCACCCAGGGAGCCCAUCGACCUCAAUGGCAACGACCUGGCAGAGAUCAACCUGCACUCGGUGGAGUCCAUCAGUGACCUGUAGUGGGUGUCUGGGGGCCACAAGGCCCCGGAGGGGAACGGCCUGUCUCAGUCCACCACUCCACAGACCCCUCAGGCCCACUCCACCAAGUUCCAUGGGGCUGGGCCAGCCCUCCUGCCGACACUGCAAGCCGUCCGCACCACCCCCAUCUGCUCCUGCUUCCACCCUGCCUGCUGCCGCACAGCCCUCUUUGCCCUGCUCGGGGCCCUGGUGCUGGCCAGCCUCACCCUCGCCACGCUGGCCGUGUACCUGAGCGUCCUGCAGAGUGAGUCGCUGCGGGUCCUGUCCCAGUGGCUGGAGGCCCAGGAGGAGUCCGUGCGGCAGAUGAGGGCCACGAGCCUGCAGCUGUGGAAGCGGUUGAAUGUCAGCGAGGCCGGGGACCAGAUGUGAGCCACCCAGCCCAGCCUGCUGCUCCUUCUGAUGGGGGAGGGCAGAAGUCAGGCACUGCCUCCCGCACCCCUGGGCAAGCACCCCCCAUCUGCAGGGAACAU